Paramecium tetraurelia is the source of this 1272-nucleotide messenger RNA. RefSeq lists its product as uncharacterized. Lineage: Eukaryota; Ciliophora; Oligohymenophorea; Peniculida; Parameciidae. The record is from RefSeq and is a predicted model, not a curated record. Gene Ontology annotation, biological process: proteolysis. The transcript is spliced from 3 exons. Gene Ontology annotation, molecular function: serine-type carboxypeptidase activity.
AUGAAAGAUUUUAAUUUUUCAAUAUUCUCAGGCUAUUUAUCGAUAACUGAUAGCAACUAAUCAUUUCACUAUGUUUUUGUUCAGAGUUAGCUUAACAAUAAGGAUAAUAGUGUACCUCUUGUUUUGUGGUUAAAUGGAGGACCUGGGUGUUCGUCUAUGAUUGGAUUUCUUCAAGAAAUAGGUCCUUUUGUAUUUUUGAAUGAUGAUGAUGAGAGUUUAUCAUACAAUGAGUAAUCUUGGAAUAGAGUAGCACAUUUAUUAUUUUUGGAAAGUCCAAGUGGAGUGGGUUUUUCACAUAAUCCCCUGAACAUAACAUUCAAUGAUUCGUAAACAGCAGAUCACAAUUUAAAAGUAUUACAGGAAUUUUACAGCAAUUAUCCUGAAUAUUAAAAGAAUCCAUUGUGGUUGGCAGGUGAAAGUUAUGCAGGAGCAUAUAUUCCAUUGCUUGCAUAAAAGAUAAAGAAAUUUAAUGAUUUAGAAGUGGCUGUCAUAAAUUUACAGGGAAUGAUGAUUGGGAACGGAAUAACAAACCUAACACAUCUUCCAAUUUCGUAGUUGGUAUAUUAAAAGUAACAUUAAUUGUUGCCUCCAAAUUUUGAUAUUUCUGCUUGUGAGAAGAAUGUGACAUCUGAAGAUUGUAAGGAUGUUAAUUCGAAUGCUUGGAGAAUAACAAAGAGAAUUAAUCCAUAUGAUAUUUAUGGGUAUUGUUAUUAUGAAGAGAAAGAAGUUGAAGAUGAGUAGGAGUGGCUCUCAGAAAUGAAACAAUUCAUGUUAAUUCACGAUGACAACAUUAUUCAAGUUACCAAUCAUGAAUUAGGAGUACCAUGUGUGUAAAUAGACAAUAUUUAAAAUUAUUUGAAUGACAUUUAAAUUAAAACGUAUCUCCAUGUGGAUGAAAGUAUAUAAUGGUUUAUGUGUUCCAGAUAUCACAACAAAUAGUUUAAAUAUGUGUCUGAUCCUCCUCUAGUUAUGAAGGUACUCUAGGAAGUAAUCAAUUAUGAUCUCUAUACCAUUCUAUUAUACAACGGAGAUGCUGAUAGCGUGGUUCCUUGGCUAGAUACAUUGCAAACAUUGUAAACAUUAAAUUUGUCCAUCACUGAAGAGUGGAGACCCUAUUAUGUAAAGAACAACUAGCUGGGAGGGUAUACUCAAGGAUACUCGAACAAAUUGAGAUUUGUUACUGUGAGGGGAGCUGGACAUAUGGUGCCACAGAACGAGAGGAUAGGUGCAUUCUAUUUAUUAAAUCAGACUUUGUUUGGAUAGGCUUUUUGA